AUGGAUUCUACUAACGAGGGAACAUUCCCAGAUGUUGGAGCGAUUUUUAGUCGGGACUUUGCGCAUCUUGUAGGCCUUGAUGAAUUAUGCCUACCACCAAUUAUUUUUUGUUUCGAUGCAGAAGAAUUCUAUUUUGACGGUACUUUUGUGUUUGCUACUAUUGCAAAUCGAGAAGGUGAAACUGAUAUAUCCUUUAGUACGAGCCAAUCAAGUGUAAAUGAUAUUUCAACAAUGGAUGAAGAUGAUCUUGUAUCUUAUCGACAAUAUACAAUAAAUACAACUGGUGCUACUCGAGGAGGAAAAAAACGUUCUGCACCAUCAAGAUCACCAACAUUAGGAACGAAUACAAAUCCAAUUGAUGAAGAAUCUAAUAUCGACGAAGAUAAUAUAUCGAUAAAUCCGAAGCAACGAAUAAGUACGACAGUUCAUAGAAACACUACGAAUACAGCAUUUGGAGAUACAACAUAUACAGUAUUGAGUCAACAAUCAAUUGUUGGAUUACAACAAUCAGAAGAUUUCAUGGCUGAUAUGACUGAUGAUGAAGAUGAAGAAAACUAA
Messenger RNA from Rotaria sp. Silwood2, 558 nucleotides. Lineage: Eukaryota; Metazoa; Rotifera; Eurotatoria; Philodinida; Philodinidae. The record is from the annotation of a GenBank genome assembly.